AUUUUCGUUUCGUAAAUGCCUCAAGCGCAGAGUAGUCUCCUUCAUCCAUCUUGUCCCAAAUCGCCUCUAUUCUUUUCCUCCGCUCCAGAGCGGUCUCUCUGUUCUUGCUGCUCUUCUUCGUCCUUUCGCCAGACAAGCACUUGUUCACUUCUCGUUUUAUAUCGUUGCAACCGCCUAUCGCUUUGUAGAGGAAGCCGCGGGCGUGACACUCAUCGAGAGCGUUCAUGAUCUCUUCGCAAUCUGAUCUCUGGUCAGUGACUGGCCUAUAGUACACCUUCUUGACUGUUCAGGCGUUAUAGGACGCCAUUGCACACGCAACCAGGCAUACAAUGCCAAUAAUGAGUCGUGCGCAUUUCCAUGUAUAGGAUCAUGAGACCGGAAGCUCUUGGUUUGCCACAUACCGACAUUGUCCUUUGUGUGCAGAUGGGAAUGCAUUUUCGUGGAGACUCGCCUCCAAUACUGAUCGUGCGGCUCGAGCCACGCCCACAUGGGUCAAGAGAAGUGCGUUGUUGUAAGGAUGUUGGCGAUGGAUGGGAUGGUAGCGGAAGGCAUCUUCAGCGUUGAAAGCCGCAUGCUGUGGAACCAAUGAAUGAAGCCAAGAGCUAGCCUCGUGCCGAUCAUGCGCAGCCUUGCAGGUGCCCCUCACCGCCCGCGCCAUAAAAUAGAUUCUGCCGCUUUUUUUCUGGAGGCCCUUCGAAAAGGCCUCGCCUCAUUGUUUGGGGCUAGAUUGAAAUCAACUACCAACUCGCAAAGAUGUCGAUGACUUUGGCCACUACUUGGGUCCGAAGGGGAGUCGCGGCUCAAUUCCCUACGAGAUAUCAGGUAGACGAGGCAGAGCUGGAUCGCAUCUCCAGGCUAGCCCGCCUGCAACUCCAAGAUGCACAAGAAGAUCUAGAGAGGGCUCAAAACUCGAAAGAGGAGGAUGAGGAGUCCCAAGAUACGGAUUCAAAUAACGGCGUGUCCACAAUGGAAGUCUCAAAGACUACAGAGGCCAAUGCAGACGACGACGACGAUCUAAAAGAGUACAAUCUCGAAGAUUACGAUAACGACGAACCGGAUGAACAAAAUCAGAAAUUUGCCAUGUUUGGAAAUGUUGGUUCGUUAGCAUAUCAUGCGCCCGAAGAGGAAGAUCCGUAUCUGGUGCUACCAGAAGGCGAGCAAGAAUCAGAGGACGAGAGAGAAGAGCUGCAGAUCCUGCCGUCAGACAAUCUCAUUCUGGCUGCUAAAGUCGAAGAUGAGGUAGCCCACCUCGAAGUGUCUGUAUAUGAAGAUGAUGCAGAUAAUCUGUAUGUUCACCACGACAUCAUGCUUCCUGCCAUUCCCUUAUGCGUGGAAUGGAUCAACGUACCCGUAGGGAAGGAGGCCGAGAAGCGGAGAGAUGGAAACUUUGUGGCUGUCGGUACCAUGAGUCCCGAGAUAGAGGUCUGGGACUUGGACGUCGUAGACAGCAUGUAUCCCAACGCCAUUCUCGGUCAGGAACCACAGACAGCAGCUGAGGGAGAUACAACCGCCAAGGACUUGAAGAAAAAGAAGUCGUCCAAGAAAAAGAAGAAGCCGAAGGCCAAUGACGAAUAUCAUGUGGACGCCGUCCUUGCUCUCGCCGCAAAUCGACAACACCGGAAUUUACUUGCCUCGGCGUCAGCAGACAAAACAGUCAAACUAUGGGACUUGAACACCGGAAAAUGUGCCAAGUCGUAUCCAAUGCAUACUGACAAGGUAUGUGCUUUGGACUGGCACCCAACAGAGUCUACGGUGCUUUUGAGUGGCAGCUAUGAUCGUACAGUAGUUGCCACCGACAUGCGAGCACCUGAUGCGGUCGCCCCAAGGUGGGUGGUAGAAGCUGAUGUUGAGAAAGUCAAGUGGGAUGUCCAUGAUUCCAACUUUUUCUUCGUCACCACCGAUGCCGGGACGGUACAUUACUUUGACGCCCGGGUGAUACCAGAGACGCAUGACAAGCCAAGCAAGGCGAAGUGGACAUUGCAAGCCCAUGAUGGAGCAGUGAGUGCAUUCGACAUAAAUCCGGCUGUACCUGGCUUGAUUGCGACAGGGUCAGAGGACAAGAAAGUCAAGUUAUGGAAUAUCGACAACAACAUUCCUAGUAUGAUUGUGGCGAGAAAUCUAGAUGUUGGCCGAAUAUUUUCUGUACAAUUCGCACCUGAUCCAGAAGUUGCCUUCAGACUUUCAGUAGCUGGUAGUAGAGGCCAGUUGCAGGUGUGGGAUAUCAGUACGAACCCAGGUGUGCGCAAAGCUCUCUCUGGAAAAGUCAAGUUGCCCGAAACUGAGGGCAAGGAGAGGUUCAUUGCCAUCAAUGAUAGUAGCGAUGAGAGCGAUGACGAUGAGACAGGAGCAGAGGGACAAGAUGGUUGGGAGUCUAUGGAUGAAGACUGAGCACCUUGUGGUCAGACGGGUCCAUCAUGACCAACAAGGGACUUUUAGCUUCUUUCCACGUUCAUGAGCUCUUCACAUAGACAAUUUACACGAGGUUGGUAGCGGUCAAGGCACAGAAUAGCAUGAGCGGCGAGUCAAAACACCCCAAAUUUGUCCCACUCACAUUCUAUGUUUUGGACAUGCCGGAAAAGGGACACAAAGAGCAGCACCCUUCUCAAGCCAAGACACACAGAGACAAUGCGGCAAAAACCAGUUCCUUUUCAACUUAUGAGUUGUGUAGGUGGCAUACGCUGUAGUCUGUUAACUAUGGGACCCAAGUCGGGAUCUGUGUACGAAAUACGGAGUAGGUCCUCUGGUGGAGGCAGCCGGUGACCUGUUAUUAUAGCAUUGUAUCAAAGUGCCACUUCUCACCUUCCAAAGUUGUAUGAAAAGCGAAGUGAUACUCACAGUCAAGCAAUUCCCAAAAGAGUUGUUAAAC
Exophiala oligosperma is the source of this 2866-nucleotide messenger RNA. RefSeq lists its product as uncharacterized. The coding region runs from base 754 to 2388 and encodes 544 amino acids. The transcript has a single exon. Gene Ontology annotation, biological process: rRNA processing. The record is from RefSeq and is a predicted model, not a curated record. Gene Ontology annotation, molecular function: protein binding. Lineage: Eukaryota; Fungi; Ascomycota; Eurotiomycetes; Chaetothyriales; Herpotrichiellaceae. Gene Ontology annotation, cellular component: nucleus.